CUAACCUGCUGCGUAAAUUCUCCUAAACUGCUACGAAAAGUCAAAUCGGACGUUAAUGUGACAAAAGCUGGAUACCCUCUAGCCAUGACCCCAAGAUCGGUUGAAGGACGAGCGUCGCGUAGGAGUGAUGCGAUCUGACGUAAGACAAUGACCAUGUUCGAGAGGAUCAAAACCGCAAUGUACCAUUGUGACUGACUGACCUACAAAUUAUAAAGAGUCCUUAUUUAUGAUGCAAGGUGAUUUGUAGAUCCGGCAGUCGCCUGCUGUCGUUUUGAUGCUCUCGAACACGGCCAAGGAUACUUCGCCAUAUUUGGUGGGGAGUGGAAAAGUCAUCGCUAGAACAGAAGAGAUAUAGCGAAGAUGUGGCAACUUUUGUAAAAUGAACGUCAAAAGUGCAUAUUAGCUUACCCCUAACCUUAACCUAAGUAUCCUAACCUGCUAUGUUAAUUCUCCUAACCUACGAAAAGUCAACUAUGACAAACGCUGUAUCCAUCUAGUCAAAACCGAGUGGAAAUUUCAACCGGAUGCUUCCGAUUUAUACAUCCGGUGAAACAUCUGCCUCCUUGUUCUAUCUGGGGUCAUGUUGCGCCAACGGGCUUACCGGGAAGUUCUCUCAAAAACAUGGUUUAUACGGUUUCAAACAACACUGAGGUCGAAUUCGCAACAGGUUUGCGUCCGGCUUCUCCCCAGCCCUCGCUGUUUCUUCGACGAACCGGUGCACGUGAAGGUAGAUGGACUUUCUCCGCACCAGAAAGUAGAGUUGAGGUCCAAACUCAGGGAUGAUAAAGGGGUCACCUUCAGCGCUUCCGCUUUGGUCGCUGCAGAUCCUAGCGGACAGGUGGACCUGUGCCGCUCUCCAUCUCUGGGCGGCAGUUACACGGGAGUUGAAUCCAUGGGCUUGUUUUGGGCCAUGGCGGCCGAGACUCCACACAGCAAACUGUUUAAAAAAAAUGUGUUGGGUUCAAUGAUGGUUGACAUAGAAGUGUUGCAUGGGGACACAGGUGAGCUCUUGGCCACAGAGACCAACGAGAGGCGGUUCAUGACGGAAGGGGUAAGGAGAAUACCGUUGGCCUUGAACAAAGGGAGAAUUCGGGGAGUCCUUUUUCUACCACCCGGGCAGGGUCCAUUCCCCGGUGUACUGGAUGUGUAUACUCUGGGUGGAGGUAUAUCAGAGGUCCGGGCAAGUCUGCUGGCUAACAAAGGCUUUGUGGUUCUGGCUCUGGCCUACUCUGGCUUCCAGGACCUGCCCAAAACCGUGCCUAAAUACUUUGAUCUGGAGUACUUUGAAGAGGCCAUCACUUUCCUGAGGCAACAGCCACAGGUCCAGGGUCCAGGAAUAGGAAUCCUGUCCAUCUCUAAGAGUGGGGACCUGGCUCUGUCCAUGGCCUCUUUUCUCUCUGGCAUCUCAGCCACAGCCUGUAUCAACGGCAGCAAUGCUAAUACGGUGGCGCCACUGCACUACAAAGACCUCGUCAUCCCUUCGGUCACGCCUAUUGUAGAGAACAUCACCAUCUCACCGUCCGGCCUCCUCGACAUCCGAGACGCCUUACCGGACCCAGAGACUGAGGGGAACCGCGGUUCUGUGAUCCCAAUAGAACGUUCCAGUUCUAGAUUCCUCUUCGCCGCCUCUGAGGACGACAGGAAUUGGAACAGCUGUCUCUUCGCCCAACAGGCCGCCGCCCGGCUGAGGCAUCAUGGGAAAGAGAACUUUGAGGUGUUGAUGUACCCCAGGGCGGGGCACUUCCUGGAGGUACCCUACAUGCCCCACUGCCCGUCUGGCUUCCACCCCGCGGUGGCUAGAGUGGUGGUGUUUGGGGGAGAGGCUAAAGCCCACCAUCAGGCUCAGCUGGACCUGUGGAGGAGGGUCCAGGAGUUCUUCAGGAAACACCUGGACGGAAACAACACUGCUCAGAAAGAUACCUUAUAAACUAGAUCUGGCACCGGACAACAUAGCCGGGAAGAUUUUAAUUUAACAGACAUUUUAGAAAUUUACCAGACAUCCAUAUGCAUUCUAAAAAGAAAGAGGGCAAUAAACUGCCGACCUGACGAUGCCAGCGCCAUCAAUAAACGAGGGAUAGCCUAUUGGCCAAAUGAGCCACAUUUAAUUGUCCUUAAAAACAGCCUAUAACAAAUGACAAAAACACUUAUUUCAGUGUGUUAGAUGUGUAGUGUAAGCAAAAAUGUAUGGCCUAUUGAUUUAUUGGUUUUUACUUUCCUAAAACAAUAAUUGUCCACCUCACGUUUCAGCUGUUGGAAAUUUGAGCACUAAAUGCAUCAGGGCAUUGCAUGCAUAUGCCUAUAGGCUUAGACGUCCACUGUAUGAUAUUAAUAUUUAAUUAAUUAUAUUAAUAUCUCCCCUGAGACGGAGAGAGGAGAUAUGCCGGUGGCGUGCUACGAUACCGCCAUGCAUUUGUCAGAUGGCUACAGCGUCUGCAAGAUAUAGGUGUACAGAAGGAGGCUUAUUCAUUCAUUUUCAAUCAGAAUAUUUUUUAUAAAGAUAAGCAUUAUAUUUUUUAUAGGAGUAACUCUGGUAGGCCUAAAACAUCCUUCUAUAUCAUAGGCCUGCAGCAGCUAAAGCUUAAUAGGCCUAAUGGCCACACCAGACCUUCACAAAGCUUCUAAACUUUAUUAGGGUAAUAUCAAAAGUAAGUCAAGUCAUUGUUUACAGAGGAAAAUAUGAGCAGGCUAUUAUAUUGCGCAAACACACCAUUAUACAUUUGAAACAUAAUUUGGCCAAAGAAAAUGUCUCAACAGAAUUAAACAAAACACUUGCGAAGCAAUUACCAACAAAAGCUAGUGCCUACCGUACCCAACAAAUGACAGCAAUAGGCUAAUAAUAUUUAUUUUACAACAGGCCCACUUUUAACCUAUUUUAAACUAAAUAUGAAGCACACACAGAUCGAACUUAAAUUAGCCAACGAAAAUGUCUCAACGGAAUUAUACAAAACACAUUUUACAUAUUUAAAGAACUGGUUUAGAUUAAUAAAUAGGCCUACAAUAAUAGCCAUAUACAAUAAUAGGCUAAUGAUAAAACUAAUUAAUAUAAAUAUGAAAAUUAAAAAUUCCAAAAUUGCAUCCUACCUGAAUAGCGAGUUGCACAGUAGCCUGCAUUUGGACGCGCCAACGUUCUUCUAAUCUUUGUCCAGUACAAUAUUAAAUCUUGUCCACACAGAGGACAUUAAUAUGAAAAUUAAAAAUUCCAAAAUUGCAUCCUACCUGAAUAGCGAGUUGCACAGUAGCCUGCAUUUGGACGCGCCAACGUUCUUCUAAUCUUUGUCCACUACAAUAUGAAAUCUUGUCCACACAGAGGACAUUCCCCUUGUAGGCUUUUCACUAUAGACAUACUUUUUCCCCCUCUAACUUUCAUUUUACUUAAAUGAAAAAGGCCUCUAUAUUCGCAAUUUACAUUGUUGCCAAGGAUGGCUUGCUAGCUAGCUACAGUGUUUGUCAGUUUUCUUGUAAACAACUCAGCUAAUGAGUGGAAUGAUAAUUUGCGACUAGACUUGGGAGCUCAUUGGGGCUUCAGGUGCCAGGGGGUUAGAUGAUUCCACCAGGUUUUUGGUCUCUGGAUAUACCGGUAAUAUUCAACUCCAGAGCAUAAAAAAAAACUCCCAUAGGCCUAUUUCCCGUGGGCACUUGUUUCUCUUUAAAAUGCUAUGUUUUUAUAGGCCCACCAUGAACCCAUUUAUCCUUAUCUAAAAACCGUAGACCUGUAGGCUCGGGCUGGUCCUGUAUGUCCGUUGCACAUGACACCCAAGCUGGGAGUGGCCAGGAGUGUAAUUUCCACCUCCAGUGUGGGCUGACUAAUCUUCUGGCUCACGUUUGUGGCCUAGUGCUUAUUUGACUUGUUAUUUACCUUGCUUUAUAUGACAGCAUUAUUUGAAAAGAUUUUAGGUUAGUUUCAGAGUUGGGUAAAACAGGGCAGCGGGUCAUGAGAUAUGCCAUUUAAUAUUUUACGCACAGGCCCACCAUAGACUAUAAUAAGCACAGCAGAGCAGUUGAUACUGUAGCUUCUAUACCAGGAAUGGGCAACUUUGAUGGAGGUGGGGGUCACAAAAAAUCUGAACUCCUCAUGAGGAACUGCAGUGACUCGUGGGUCUGCAUACGUACAUCCAUACCCACACAUGCAGUCAACUAAUUUGUGGGAUCAAUCAAUUUGUGCAGUUAAACUACUUAACUCUCUUAACUAAAUGCAUUAUACCCUAGCCUUUUGGGGGCCCUAAGCGGAAGCGAGAUUUGGUUGGGGGGCCCACCCCACCUCACGGGCAAAGCAUUUUACUGGCCCCUGUCUUGACAGCAGAGAGACAUUUUUUUAUUUUAAAGGUCAACUGCACUUCCUGAUUUGGCCUCGUUUUCAUGCUAGUAGAUACCCAUAGA
Messenger RNA from Coregonus clupeaformis (lake whitefish), 4377 nucleotides. Its product is annotated as acyl-coenzyme A thioesterase 1. Lineage: Eukaryota; Metazoa; Chordata; Actinopteri; Salmoniformes; Salmonidae. The transcript has 4 exons. The coding region runs from base 581 to 1927 and encodes 448 amino acids. Gene Ontology annotation, biological process: acyl-CoA metabolic process; fatty acid metabolic process. Gene Ontology annotation, molecular function: fatty acyl-CoA hydrolase activity. The record is from RefSeq and is a predicted model, not a curated record.